Chanos chanos (milkfish) is the source of this 645-nucleotide messenger RNA. RefSeq names its product transmembrane emp24 domain-containing protein 11. The record is from RefSeq and is a predicted model, not a curated record. The transcript has 5 exons. The coding region runs from base 1 to 645 and encodes 214 amino acids. Lineage: Eukaryota; Metazoa; Chordata; Actinopteri; Gonorynchiformes; Chanidae.
AUGAGCAUAAAGAGAGCAGGAAUGCUGGUUCUCUGUUCCUUGAUUUUGAACCAAGCAAUGUACUUUGACCUAGGGGAACAGGAGGAAAGGUGUAUAAUUGAGGAGAUACCAGAGGACACUUUGGUGACCGGCUAUUUCCUACUGGAGUACUGGGAUGAAAAAAAGCAAGACAACUCUCCACAUCUUGGUUUAACGGUCACUGUGAGAGGUCCAGACCAUGAGGUUCUAUUAAUGAAAAGAUAUGGCAAACAUGGAAAAUUCACUUUUACCUCGCAUGCCUCUGGUUCACAUUUCUUGUGUGUGCAGUCAAAUUCCACCAGGUUCUCUGUUUUUGCAGGUGAAAGACUGCGGGUCCAUUUUGAUGUUCAGAUGGGACAGCAUACAACUGAUCCCACUGCAAUCAAGGCCAAAGACACCGUCAAAUUUAUGGAAAACAGUCUGGAGCAUCUAACUGACCAGAUCCGCUACAUAAGUAGGCAACAAGACUUCCAAAGGGAACGUGAGGAACGAUUUCGCCAAAUGAGUGAGGAAACCAAUGGAAACGUCCUGUUUUGGGCACUUAUACAGACCUGUAUACUGCUCACAGUUGGAUUCUGGCAAAUGAAAAAAAUGAAAGAUUUUCUUAUUGAAAAGAAGUUGGUGUAA